AGAGAGCGAGAGAGAGAGGAGAGUGACUAAACUCUCAGAAAAAGCAAAAGGGGAAGUCUGCAAAUAAAGGGAGAGGAGAAGAAACGCUACAAACCACAUGUGGCUGUUAGGAGCCAUAAUCCAGCUAUGAAGCGAGACAGAAUCGCUGCCCUGAAACGCUCAUUUGAAGUGGAAGAUGUGGACUCCUCCUCACACUCUUCAUCACCUCACACACGACGAGCACCAUCCAAUGUCCAGCGUUUGGCAAUGUCCCCGACCACCGGACGGUAUUAUGAGCUGGGCUCCAAUGGUACCAAGCCCCCUGACACCUCUAAGCCCAAAGCUCGAACCCCUGAACCUGUGUCACGUAGAACAGGGCUAGGAUUUGACAUCUCAUCCAACAACAAUGGCAAAGCUACUGAAGGCUCUCCCAGUCCUGGCACGGCUCGGUUUGGGCUGAAGAAGCCAGAUGUCUUGAGCCACAGUAAGACCCCUGAGACGCAGAAGCACUCAGUCACCUUCAGCAAGACAAUGGAGACCAUUGCCCCCAUCACACGUGCAGCAUCUACCAUCGUUCCCCAUGCCAGUGCUAAACUCCCAGAGACCACCUUCAGGAAAAGCGAGCCACCGAGCCCUGGAGAUGGAUCAGCAAGAAAGCCUGAAAUCGGUGUCACAAAAUCAACAGACACCAAAGGUCAUGACAGUCUUCACCAUCCACCAGUUACAACAAGGUGUCCAUCAUCUAAUCUUGUUGGACAGAAAUCCCCUAGUUCUGACGGGCAUAGGCCAGAGAUCAUUACAAGUUUUUACGGCAAUAUGGCAGAUGUAGGAAAGACGCCUGUGGCACGGAAUGAGAAGGCAAGCAGUGAGUUGGGCUAUGUGGGCAUCGAUGCCAUCCUGGAGCAAAUGAGGAGGAAAGCCAUGAAACAAGGCUUUGAGUUUAACAUCAUGGUAGUGGGUCAGAGUGGUCUUGGUAAAUCCACAUUGAUGAACACACUUUUUAAAUCUAAAGUGAGUCGCAGAUCUGUCAAGACAACAGAGGAAGAGCGAAUUCCCAAGACUAUCGAGAUCAAGUCCAUCAGUCAUGAUAUUGAGGAGAAAGGAGUGAGAAUGAAGCUAACUGUCAUUGACACUCCAGGUUUUGGAGACCAGAUUAACAAUGAGAACUGCUGGCAGCCCAUCAUGAAGUUCAUUAAUGCACAGUAUGAACAGUAUUUACAGGAAGAGAUUAACAUUGAUAGGAAGAAGAAGAUUCCAGAUUCACGAGUCCACUGCUGCAUAUAUUUUAUUCCUCCUACAGGACACUGUUUGCGGCCAAUUGACAUUGAGUUUAUGAGACACCUAAGUAAAGUGGUGAACAUCGUUCCUGUUAUCGCCAAGGCAGACACACUCACCCUGGAGGAGAGAGACUUCUUCAAACAGAAGAUAGGAGAGGACUUGCGAGCCAAUGAAAUCGACAUCUAUCCACAAAAGGAGUUUGAUGAGGAUGCAGAGGACAGAAUGAUUAAUGAAAAGAUCAGGGAGAUGAUCCCAUUUGCUGUGGUGGGAAGUGAUCAAGAAUACCAGGUCAACGGAAAAAGACUUCUGGGCAGGAAAACAAGAUGGGGGACAGUAGAAGUUGAGAACACCACACACUGUGAGUUUGCCUACUUGCGGGACCUGCUCAUCAGAACUCAUAUGCAGAACAUCAAAGAUAUCACAAGCAGCAUCCAUUAUGAGAUGUACCGUGUACGCAGACUCAAUGAGAAUAACAUGCACCCAAACGGGCAACCAACAAUCCACGCCAAUGGCGUACCUGAGCAUGAAGUCCUCUCCAAUGAGAUGUAGUCGUCUGUCUGACCAUCCAUCUAUCUACCCAUGCAUCCAUCAGUCCAUCCAUCUAGCUUUCUUUCCUUCAGUCUCUUAAUUUUCAACAGUCACUUCCUCAGUUCAUUCUACCUUCAUCAUUUUGCCUGGCUCUGUCUGUUGACUAUUGUUUUAUAACACCAAAACUAUUUCUGAUCUGUGGAAUAUGAAUCUUUAAAUGUGUAGCAAAAUGUGAUGUUUUGUAAUGAGAUUUUUAUUAAAGAUAUGUUAUGAUGUUUUUUCAAUGUUCUCAUUUAUGCUAACAGCUUAGAGCUCAGAAAAAAUGACAUCUGUCAAAAGUUCAUCAUACUAUAAUGCUUAAAGCUCUCUCACUUAAUCGUUACAAAUAACACAAGUGGUUAAGUUGCAAUUUGAACAAAAUCAUACUUUGACUGUUGGGUAUAAAAAUGACUGGCUCUAGAGCAUAAAAAAAAAACAAAUAAAUCAUGUUUUUCACUUUUUUAAAAAUAUACUGGAACAAAGACAAGUUGAAAAGGAUCUAUGGUGUAUUGCAGGUCUUCUGACUACAGUCACACACUUUUAGGCAAGAGUUUUUUUUUUUGUUGUUGUUGUUUUUUUUUUAUCUUAAAGCGUUGUAUGACGAUUGUUUUAGUUAAAUAUAAACAUAAUGCAGUUUCAGUAUCCCCGUUUUUGUGGUUACUAUGCCGUUAUCUUUACUGAUCUAUGAUAUUUUCAUGUGCUUUGUGCCAUGUUUGAAUUUGUUUUUUCAAGCAUCGUUCAUUUAUUUUGUCAUUGUAAUUAUGGUUGUGUUUUUUAAUUGUAAAGGCCUUGACACACUUAUGUGAAAUUAAAUUUUUGUUUGUUUUUUUGUUUGUUUGUUUGUUUGUUUCAAAGAGAGCCAGACAUCUUUUGAUAUGUAAAGAGUUAUGUAUUUAUACAGAAUCAUGUUACCUGAAUGUUAUAGUGUAGAUUUUGUCAACUGUUUAGAUUUCUAGAAUGCAACCACAGUGACCCAAAGCACCUGUACUUACCGUUCUUUCUUUUGUGACUCUCAGUAUUCAGUAAAGCAAGUCCUGAGCCA
Cyprinus carpio (common carp) is the source of this 2866-nucleotide messenger RNA. RefSeq names its product septin-9-like. The record is from RefSeq and is a predicted model, not a curated record. Gene Ontology annotation, biological process: cytoskeleton-dependent cytokinesis. Gene Ontology annotation, molecular function: molecular adaptor activity; GTPase activity; GTP binding. Gene Ontology annotation, cellular component: septin complex; cell division site; microtubule cytoskeleton. NCBI's taxonomy places the organism in Eukaryota, Metazoa, Chordata, Actinopteri, Cypriniformes, Cyprinidae.